CCGUUGACGCACUACGACAUCUUCCCCGAGACGCUGCCCCUGGGACCCCCUCCCGCAGGCCACUUCCCCAUCGACACGCGCGCCCUCCGCCGCGAGUUCCUGCGCCUCCAGGCCCGUCACCAUCCUGACAUGCACCCGCCCGGCCCCCUCAAGACCCGCGCGGAAGCCACCUCGGCACUCAUCAACGACGCCUACAAGACGCUCACGAACCCGCUCCUGCGCGCGCAGUACCUCCUCUCCCUGCGCGGGGUCAACGUCGCCACCGACGAGACGAUGCAGGUUGACGACCCGAGCCUGCUGGCCGUGGUCCUGGAGGCGCACGAAGAAAUCUCGGAUGCCAACAAGGAGGAGGAUCUCGCCGAGUUGAGGGCGGUGAAUGAUGCGCGCAUUGGAAAGAGCGAAGAUGUUCUUGAAGAGGCCUUUCGGGAGGACGACGUGCCGGCGGCGAAGAGGGAGGCCGUCAAGUUGCGGUAUUGGGUCAAUAUCAAGCAGAGUCUGGAUAACUGGGAAGAAGGCCGACCGGUGGUGCUGGAGCACUGA
Messenger RNA from Trichoderma virens Gv29-8, 540 nucleotides. RefSeq lists its product as uncharacterized. NCBI's taxonomy places the organism in Eukaryota, Fungi, Ascomycota, Sordariomycetes, Hypocreales, Hypocreaceae. Gene Ontology annotation, biological process: [2Fe-2S] cluster assembly; protein complex oligomerization. The record is from RefSeq and is a predicted model, not a curated record. The transcript has a single exon. Gene Ontology annotation, molecular function: protein-folding chaperone binding; ATPase activator activity. Gene Ontology annotation, cellular component: mitochondrion. The annotation marks the transcript as partial.